AUGGGUGCUAGAAAGCGGAUAAAAUCAAGAUUACCGAACUCGUUAAAAAGUGUCGAGGAGAAAAAGAGAUUAGCUAACGCCCAAGAAAAGUUGCGAAAAAUUCCAAACAUAGAAAAGACAAUCAACGAUUUCUGCAACUUCGUGGACGAACUAGCAGAGCUUCCAAAUACCAAUGCUUUAGAAAAUCCAGAAUCUGACGAGGAGUCAGAAAUUGAGGAAAAUGACGAGGAGAUGGAGGAAGCAGAUGAAAAUAAGGAAGAUAGUGGAGACUUCACAAACUCUACAAUUAGAGGCAAUGGCGAUGGAACAUCUACCUAA
Molecule: messenger RNA, 318 nt
Organism: Chironomus riparius
Lineage: Eukaryota; Metazoa; Arthropoda; Insecta; Diptera; Chironomidae
Source: the annotation of a GenBank genome assembly